CUCGUCACACGGCUCACAUAAAAAGCAGCCCAUUGUCUUCAGCAGCCGCUGUUUGACUCUCCACACCUCCGCAGACACCCAUUAACAUUAACAGCGUGGAGCCUGGCAGACCCAGAACGAUGAAUCCCAAAGGGGAUAAGCCGAAGUCGAAGAUUUCGGCGUCUCGCAAGCUCUCCCUCAAGAUGCUUCUCCUCACAAGAGCUUGUGAGGAUUUGGAGAGGGAGAAGCAGGAGAGGGAGGAAGAGAAAGUGCGCUAUCUAGGAGAGAAGCUGCCCCCUUUGCAGUUGUCUGGACUUUCCCUGGACGAACUACAAAGUAUGUGCAAGCAGCUUCAUGCAAAAAUUGAUGUUGUGGAUGAGGAGAGAUAUGACUGUGAAUACAAAGUGAGCAAGCACAACAAAGAUAUCCACGAGCUGAAGUUGAAGGUACAGGACCUUGGAGGCAAGUUCAAAAAGCCUGCCCUAAGGAAGGUGAGAGUCUCAGCAGAUGAGAUGAUGAGAGCUCUCCUGGGCUCCAAACACAAGGGCUCGAUGGACCUCAGAGCUAACCUCAAGUCUGUGAAGAAGGAGGACGUCAAACAAGACAAGGUGCUUACUAGUGAAGUGGGUGACUGGCGUAAGAAUGUGGAGGCCAUGUCGGGCAUGGAGGGCCGCAAGAAGAUGUUUGAUACAGGCGGCGGAGCACAGUGAGACACUGCAAAUGAUGAAGCUGGUCAGUUAGGAGCAGGGAAAAGGAAGCUGUCAAGACAGAAAUAUAGAAUAAUUAUGUGAACGCUAACUGAUUUAGGAAUUAAGCAUAAGGUCAAAAGCACGUAUGAGCCCCAGUUCAUCAGCUGUGCCUCCAUUUCCUUGAUGGCCAUUUUAUAAGCAAUGACUCAAAGCACUUAAAGUGUAGGAUGAGUAGAGACCCAAUGUUUUUUUUUUUUUUUAUUACCAAAGACUUUUUUGUUUUGUUUUGUUAUGACAGCUUUAGACAAUAAAGCAGAUAUGAAUAAACAGAUAUUGUUUCGGUCUUUGAUGUUCCAUAUCUGAACUUGACUUUAUCAUGUUUCAUUUUAUUGGCACCCGUUGGUUUAUGUGUGGCAUGUAAGAGGAUGGAAAGCAGCUUAGCUGAUGAUGGAUUAAAAAGGAAGCUUGAAAGCCAAGGGA
Molecule: messenger RNA, 1148 nt
Organism: Toxotes jaculatrix (banded archerfish)
Lineage: Eukaryota; Metazoa; Chordata; Actinopteri; Toxotidae
Product: troponin I, slow skeletal muscle-like
Exons: 8
Coding region: 120-689 (189 amino acids)
Biological process (GO): muscle contraction
Cellular component (GO): troponin complex
Source: RefSeq, a predicted model, not a curated record